AUGAGGUCUAUUCAUCUUAGUGUGUUUGUUGUACUGUACUUAAGUGCCUCUCUGAAUGGCCUUGUGCACUGCAGUGAACAGUUCUUUGUGCAGUCAAUCCAUCAUGGUACAUUCAUCAGAAAGAACUUUCUAAAGGGGAGAAUCUCUUACUAUUCAAACUGCUCAGCUUCGUUCCAAAUAGAACUAUUGCAUGCUGGAGAUGUUCAUCCGAAUCCAGGACCGGACAGGGGUAAAGAUGACUCACUCUCCUCUUCACCUAGACCUGAUCAUCAUCUUCAUCAUCUUCAACUUGCAAUUAGGUAUUCCCCAUCAGAACUCUUGCAGUGGAGACAUCCAAGAAUACAGCUUCCACAUAACGUUCAACGCGCCAUUCGGUCGCUCGGAAUUCAUCGAAGGAGAACACGUAGAGGAACACGAGGUGGCAAACGAAAGAACAGUACUAGUAUCACACAGAAGAGUCAAGAUCGUCCAUCUUCUAACUUCCGGCUAUGCUCAGAUACGUCAGAUACAUCUGUAGAUGCAAACCAUGAUGAACUUAAUUUCUGUGUGCUUAAUGCUCGCUCACUCAGAAAUAAAUCAACAGACUUUCAAGACUUUGUUGCUGACAAGCACCUUGACAUUGUAUGUGUAUGUGAGACUUGGCUAACUACAUGUGACGAUGCGGUGAUUGCUGAUCUCUGUCCGGAUGGUUUCACCUUCAAGCAUCGACCUAGGGUCGGAAGACGUGGCGGAGGCAUCGGACUUCUUUAUUGCAAUCAACUCGAUGUAGUUAUUAAACCGCAUGUAGUCUAUGAGAGCUUCGAGAUGAUGUCAGCUACUGUGACUUCGAAAGGCAUUAGUACUGACAUUGUCACCAUCUACAGGCCUCCUGGGACUCAGUCUGCUCUCACACAGUUCCUUGAUGAGUUCACAUCAAUGCUUGAUGAUAGACUCCUUCGAGCGACACCUCUACUGAUAUGCGGCGAUUUGAAUAUCCACUUGGACAAUCUGACUUCUUCUAACACCAAGAGAUUCAUUGAAUUGUUGUCCAGUCAUGGUCUUCUACAAGUAGUCGAUGAAGCUACCCAUGAGAAAGGACAUAUUCUUGAUGUGUUGAUAUUCCGCAAAUUUGAGAGUCAUUUUCAUUCCAACCUUCAAGUCACACCAGGCAUAUCUGAUCAUUCUGCCAUCACUUGCAAACUUCAUGUUGGUAAACCUCACCAGAUCAGCAGUUGUAAAGUUGUGCGAAAUAUUAAAGUGAUAGACAGAAAUGCAUUUGCAGCAGAUGUUCUUCAUGCUUUUACGUCAGUUUCCACCAUAGACAUACAGAUUGCUGUCGACAACUACAACUCUCAGCUACGUAGCAUCUUGGAGAUUGUUGCACCUGCUAAGACACGCUGCAGGCGAGAUCACUCUUUCAGCCCGUGGUACAACCAUGAAAUUGCCAUCGCAAAGCGUAGCUGUCGACAAGCUGAACUGAAAUGGCGAUCACAAGGCAAGUUGGAAAUUGAUCGGCAACUGUAUUGCAAUCAAAGAAAGGCUGUCAACUCCCUUGUUCGAAAAGCAAAGUGUAAUUACUAUGUUAUUCUCAUCGAAGACUGUGGAACAGACUCUAAACGACUAUUCAGUGUGGCCAAUCAUCUUCUAGGUCGCAAGAAGUCAUCACCUCUUCCAGCUCAUGUUGAUAGUGAAAGUUUAGCCCAGCUCUUCAUGCAGUUCUUUCAGUCAAAGACAAAUAAGAUAUGUAGCAGUAUGUCCACAGACUUCACGCAGUCUUCAUCUGUGCAAACAUCUGCAUCUCUGCUAUCUUUUGAACCCACGACACCAGCUGAGAUUGAGAGACUUCUUCGCAAUAUGCCACCGAAGUCCUGCGAAGUUAGCUUACAUCCACCCAGUCUUAAAGAAGCCAUCUCUUGA
This is a messenger RNA of Lytechinus variegatus (green sea urchin), 1896 nucleotides long. RefSeq lists its product as uncharacterized. The record is from RefSeq and is a predicted model, not a curated record. Lineage: Eukaryota; Metazoa; Echinodermata; Echinoidea; Temnopleuroida; Toxopneustidae. Gene Ontology annotation, molecular function: catalytic activity. The transcript has a single exon. Bases 1 to 1896 code for a protein of 631 amino acids.